Cryptomeria japonica (Japanese cedar) is the source of this 2527-nucleotide messenger RNA. Its product is annotated as pentatricopeptide repeat-containing protein At4g02750. Gene Ontology annotation, molecular function: protein binding; RNA binding. Gene Ontology annotation, biological process: RNA modification. The record is from RefSeq and is a predicted model, not a curated record. The transcript is spliced from 2 exons. NCBI's taxonomy places the organism in Eukaryota, Viridiplantae, Streptophyta, Pinopsida, Cupressales, Cupressaceae. The coding region runs from base 319 to 1938 and encodes 539 amino acids.
UACUAAUUUAAAAAUUACAUGGACUCACCAGAGCUUUAAAACGUCAAGUCGUAUGCGGCCAGCGUUGGACCAUGCUGCAACAAACUGAGAUACUGUUAAGCAAAUAGCUAGAGAUGAUGUAAAGCAGCUGCAGCAGCAAUGAAACCACUUCAGUCAUUUAGAUUCAUGAAAAAUCUUCUUAUACAAGAUCAACUAAACGAGGCCUUAAGCAUUUUGCACACCAAAGACCAGCUAGUAAGCUCUUCCGUGCAUGGACUUCUUUAGCUGACCUGUACUAAUGAGAAAGCCUUGGCAGGAGCCAAAUUGGUCCAUGCCCACAUGAUACAAACUGGAUUCAUGAAUUUGGGUAACAGGCUUGUAACCAUGUAUGCCAAAUGUGGGUGUCUGGUGGAGGGGUAUAAGGUCCUGAUCGAAUUAGGUGAGUCAGAUGUGGUCUCGUGGACUGUUAUGAUUUCUGCCUAUGCAAGGAUUGGGUGUGCUCAGGAAGCCCUGGCAUUGUUUAUCCGAAUGCGAAAACAAGGCAUUAAACCUGACCACUUCACUUUUGCCAGUGUUCUUCCCGCCUGUGUGAGCUUGGACAGGCUAAAGGAGGUACAUGGAGAUGUACUUAGAUAUGGGUUUCAGUCUGAUGUGUUCGUGGGGAGUGCCCUUGUAACUAUGUAUGCUAAAUGCGGGAGAGUAGAAGAUGCAUGCAAUUUGUUUGACGGAAUGCCUGAACGAAACGUUGUCUCAUGGAAUGCAAUGAUUGCCGGAUAUUCGCAGAACGGGUUUAUGGAUGAAGCCCUGAAGCUGUUCCAGAAAAUGCCCGAGAAAAAUGUAGUUUCGUGGAAUUCAAUGAUCGCAGGUUAUGCACAGAUUGGGAAGAUCAAUGAGGCCUUGAAGCUCUUCAAGCAAAUGGGCAAGCAAAAUGUGGUUUCAUGGAAUACGAUGAUUGCUGGAUACGCACAGAAUGGCUUUAUUGACAAGGCUGUAGACUUUUUUUGGCAGAUGCCUGACCGAAACGAGGUUUCCUGGACAGCAAUUAUUGCGGGUUCUGCUCAAAAUGGGUAUGCUGAGGAAGCCGUGAAGUUUUACCGAGAAAUGGAACUAAGAGGUAUGAAGCCAACUUACAUAACAUUUGUGAGUGUUCUGUCAGCAUGUGCAGAUCUGGCAGCUCUUGAACAAGGAAUGCAAAUCCAUCAGGAAAUAGUUAGGAGUGGAGUGGAGUCUAUUGUCACUGUGGGCAAUGCUCUUUUAGACAUGUAUGCAAAAUGUGGGAGCAUAGAGAAUGCAAAAGAUCUGUUUGAUAGAAUGCCUCAACAUGAUGUGAUCUCAUGGAAUACAAUGAUUACUGGAUAUGCCAUGAAUGGCAGUGGCAAGGAAGCCCUCAACCUGUUUGAACAAAUGCUCUGCAUGGGCAUUAUACCAGAUCAUGUGACCUUCGUUGGUGUUUUGUCUGCAUGUUGCCAUAUUGGCCAAGUGGACAUGGGCUGGCGAUACUUCCAUUCAAUGAGUCAAGAUUAUCACAUCAACCCAUCAAUUGAGCACUAUACCUGUGUUGUUGACCUUCUUGGACGUGCAGGGCUCAUGAGUGAGGCAUACAACUUGAUUUGCAAGAUGCCAACAAAACCUGGACUAAGUGUGUGGCGGUGUUUACUUGGUGCCUGUAGUAGCCAUAACAAUAAAAAGCUAGGAGAACUUGUGGCCGACCACCUUUUUGAGCUGAAUCCCGAGUCCGACUCACCUUAUGUGCUGAUGUCAAAUAUCUGUGCUGCAGCUGGCCAGUGGAGUAACAUAGAAGUGCUGCGGAAAAGAAUGAAAGACAGAGGUGUAACAAAGAAACCUGGGUGCAGUUGGAUUGAGGUUGAUAAACAGUUGCAUGCUUUCCUUGUUGGAGACAAAUCACAGCCACAAACAGACGAGAUUAUGGGCAAUUGGAGAUAUUGUCUAGGCAGAUGAGAUCUACAGCGUAUGUGUCUGAAACAAGGUCGAUACUGAAUGAUACGGAGGAUGAGCAGAAGGAACAAAUUCUUCAUGAGUACAGCAAGAAGCCGGCUCUUGCUUUCAGGCUUAAAACUUCAUAAAUACAACCGCUGGGAUUACUAUUUGGAUCAUCAAAAAUCUGAGUGAGUUGUGAUUCCCUCUUUGCCAUUUAGGCUAUUUUCAAGAGUUUUGAACAAGAAUUUGUUUUGAGAGAUGCCAUUCAUUUCUAUCAUUUUAAGAAUGUGAAGUGUACUUUGGGGAUUACUGGUGAAGCAGAGCUGCUAAACGAAUUUGUUUGUCAAGAUAUCUUGCAAAAUUGCACGCUUCAGUGCUUGGGCAUGUAUCUUUAAUUCAUUUAUUGUGUAUUAUUCUUUUGAUGCUUUGCAGCGUUGCAGGUCUAACUUUUAUUACUUAAGCAUGCGUUGCACUUGUAUGUGAUAGACACACUGGUAGUGCAUGGCAUCCUCAUAGAGAUGGAGCAGGAUGCUUGUCGGUCAUAAAAUACUUAAUGAAGGAUAUUUCCAAUGUGAGUUGAUGGGGUUCUACCCUUACAUUGUUUUAACCA